Phaeoacremonium minimum UCRPA7 is the source of this 1242-nucleotide messenger RNA. RefSeq lists its product as hypothetical. The record is from RefSeq and is a predicted model, not a curated record. The coding region runs from base 1 to 1242 and encodes 413 amino acids. The transcript is spliced from 2 exons. NCBI's taxonomy places the organism in Eukaryota, Fungi, Ascomycota, Sordariomycetes, Togniniales, Togniniaceae.
AUGGUCUCGAAGGGUAUUGCGGCAUGGACAGUACCUCCCGAGUACGCCAUCAUCCCAUCUCCGGAUGGCCACUUCUUCCAACAGUCGGACGGCACUCCAUUCUUCUGGCAGGCUGACACAGCAUGGCUUUUAUUUCAUCGGCUGAACUACUCCGAGUGUGAGACAUAUCUGUCGGAUCGAGCAAGCAAAGGCUUCAACAUGGUACUUGCCGUGGGCUUCACUCAGAUCGGGAUCGACAGUCCAAACCGCAAUGGAGAUCUCACAUUUAUUGACCUCGAUCCUACUAAGCCCAAUGAGCCGUAUUGGGCAUACAUUGAUUCUAUUGUCGAGUUAGCUUGGAGAAAGGGCAUUCGCAUCGCUAUGGUACCGGCGUGGGGCCAGUACAUUCACGGCAGCACAAACACAGGGUCGUAUAUUAACGAGACGACAGCCAAAGAUUUUGGCACAUUCAUUGGCCAGCGAUACCCAUACCUGCCAAAGCUUCUUGUUGCAGACACAAAUCCGUAUUGGACCAACAAGACCGCGGUCAAGGCAGACUACGCCGUCGGUGGUGUCCCUCAAGUAUACACAUACACGGACUGGGGCCCAAUCUAUGACGACCUUGCCUAUGGCAUUGUGAAUGGAGAGCGAACUGCUACAGGCAAGAAUGACUGGUGGCCAUUGAUGACCAUUCAUCCCACAAAUCAGUGGUUCUCUGGCGGCCCAAUCGCCCUUGCCAGCGCGUUCAUGGGAGACCGAGACUGGCUGACGUUUGAUGCCAGCCAAUCUGGUCAUGCUGACAUUAUUCCAAACGCACCAAUUCCAUGGUGGAAUGCCCGAAGGGGCUGGGAGCCAGUUGAACUAAUGUGGACAGUAGGAGAGACUACGCCAGGAAAGAAGCGACCUGCGCUCGACAACGAGGCUCAUUACGAGGCGAGAUAUAACAAUGGAAACAAAUCAUACUUCUACUGGAAUGCUAGCGAUGUGCGGAUUGGAAGCUGGCAAGCAGCAUUUUCCGGAGCUGCUGGUAUCACUUACGGAGCUGACAAUGUUAUGCAAAUGUAUAUACCUGGUCUCUUCGAUCCUGCAGGAAGUGGUCCUGCUCGCGCCUGGUCUGAGGACAUUGGCCUGCCUGGUGCGGCCCAGAUGCAAUAUAUUCAAAAAGCGAUUUUGGAUCGCGGCAACUCAAGUUAUUAUACAAGAAUUCCCGCCCAAGAGAUCAUCGUUGGCAAUGCCGGUAAGUCCACCCGUGUAUUCUCCUAG